AUGGCAUCGGCCCGAGUCGAACGAGAGGAGCUGGCAGAGGUCCCGGCCAUGGCAUCGGCCCGAGUCGACCGAGCAUCGGCCGGAGUCGAGCGAGCGGAGCUGGCAGAGCUCAUGGCGAAGAGGAUGCGCAGUGUGCCCCAGAAGUUAGUCGGCCAGCUUCUUACAAUAUGGUACGCGGAAUACAACACCAGCUUAAUCACCGAAGUCCCGGAUGAGCCCUUCGCGGAGUUCCUCGAGCGGUACUUGUACCGAGUGCAGUACUGUUUGAAAGAAGUGUACCCUAUGGACUCGCAGGCGUACCGAUCCAAGAAUCUGGAGCAGAAGUUCCUGAUCAAGGUUCUCCAGGACAUCUUCAAGAUCCAGCUCGAGCCGGAGGAUUCCUAG
This is a messenger RNA of Symbiodinium necroappetens, 384 nucleotides long. The record is from the annotation of a GenBank genome assembly. Lineage: Eukaryota; Dinophyceae; Suessiales; Symbiodiniaceae.